ACAAGCAAACUUGUAAUCACAGAUAGAGGGAGAGAGAGAGAGAGAGAGAGAGGAACCGUCGAUGUGAAGGUCAAACCCAACAAACACUUUGAAAAUCUCUGACCGCUGUAAUCUCCGCCGUGUUCUUGCAAGUUUUUUUUUUUCUUCCGGUGAAGUUCAUCAUUUGAUGCCCUAUUCUAUCGUGAAUCUUCGACGCUUGGCGGUGUGUGGUGGUGGUGGUGGAGGAGGAGGGAGUGCCGGUGAAAUUACAAGUAGUCGAUUAUUAUUAUGAGGAGAAACCAAAACAAGGCUAAUAAUGAUAAACAUGACAACAGCAAUGGCUUAAUUCCUAAUUCGUUCAGAUUCAUUUCUUCAUAUAUCAAGACCGUCUCUUCGAACGUCAGGUCCGCUGGAGCCUCCGUUUCUGGAUCGGUUUCCGGUGAUUCCUCCGAUGAACUUCGAAAAGACCAGGUACUAUGGUCUUGCUUUGAUAGAUUAGAGCUUAAUCCAUCAACAAUCAAGAAUGUCCUUCUACUAGGUUACUCAAAUGGUUUUCAAGUUCUUGAUGUGGAUGAUGGUUCUAAUUUUAGUGAACUAGUUUCAACUCGUGAUGAUCCAGUCACAUUUCUACAAAUACAGCCUGCCCCUAAAGAUGCAACAACAACUGAUGCCCAUGAAGGAUUCAAAAUGUCACACCCCUUGUUAUUGGUUGUGGCUAGUGAAGAAGCUAGGGUUUCAGGUAUAUCACACAAUGAAAGAGAUGAAUCUCAGAUGGAUAAUUCCAUGUAUUCUCCUAGAGCUGUGAGAUUCUACUCAUUAAGGUCACAUAGUUAUGUUCAUGUGUUGAGGUUUCGAUCAACUGUGUAUAUGGUUAGAUGCAGUCCAAGGAUAGUAGCUGUAGGUCUCGCUUCACAAAUAUAUUGCUUUGAUGCAGUUACACUGGAAAACAAAUUUAGUGUGCUCACAUAUCCAAUAUCUCAAUUAGGAGGACAAGGACUUUCUGGAAUCAAUAUUGGAUAUGGGCCAAUGGCUGUGGGUCCCAGGUGGUUAGCAUAUGCUUCCAACAACCCAUUAUUAUCAAACACAGGGAGAUUAAGUCCUCAAAAUCUAAGCCCUUCGCCAGGUGUCAGUCCCUCAACCUCACCUGGUAGUGGAAGUUUAAUGGCUAGAUAUGCCAUGGAAUCCAGCAAGCAGUUAGCUAGUGGACUUAUUAAUCUUGGAGAUAUGAGUUACAGAACUUUGUCUAAAUAUUGCCAUGAGCUUCUUCCUGAUGCUAGGGCUGUGCCUCAUUCUACUGAAAAUGCUAAUGCAGGAAUGGUUGUGAUUAAAGAUUUCAUAUCAAGAGCUGUCGUUUCACAAUUUAGGGCCCACACAAGUCCUAUCUCUGCACUAUGUUUUGAUCCAAGUGGGACCCUUUUGGUCACUGCAUCGGUUCACGGGAAUAAUAUCAAUAUCUUCCGGAUUCUUCCAUCUUCCUCACAUAACGAAUCAGGCAACCGAAACUUUGAUUGGAAUUCUUCUCAUGUUCAUCUUUAUAAACUCCAUCGUGGCAUGACUUCUGCUGUGAUACAAGACAUAUGUUUUAGUCAUUAUAGUCAAUGGAUAGCUGUAGUUUCAUCAAGGGGCACAUGUCAUAUCUUUCUAUUAUCUCCUUUUGGUGGUGAAACUGGUAUUCAAUUACAAAACUCCAAAACCAAACUCUCACCUUUUGUAUCACAACCAUGGUGGUCAACCUCCUCUUUCACAAAAGACCAAUCAUUCUCACCCCCACCCCCACCCCCCAUCACCUUAUCAGUAGUUAGCAGAAUAAAAAACGUUAAUUUCGGGUGGAUUAACACCGCCGGAAAGGCGGCUGUCCCGCCAGGUGUCAUUGCCGCCUGUUUCCAUUCUUCCGUACACCGGAAUCAUCCGGAACCUUCUGUUUCUAAAGCUGAUGUAUUAGAGCAUUUGUUGGUGUAUACGCCAUCUGGGUAUGUGAUUCAGUAUGAGUUGUUGCCUUCUUUAGGAAGGGAGCAAGGGGAAUCCAGUGGUUCGCCUCAAGAUGAGGAGUUGAGGGUGAAAGUUGAACCCGUUCAGUGGUGGGAUGUUUGCCGGAGAACGGAUUGGCCGGAAAAAGAGGAGUUUAUUGGUGGUGCUCCGGGAAGACAUGGUUUGGUGGAGGCGGUGAUGGCUAAUUCUGAUGAUGAAGAUGGUGGUGUUGUGGAGAAGGAUUUGAGUAAACUAAAAGAGAGAUCGCGGUGGUAUCUUUCUCAUGCGGAGGUGCAAAUGAGAUCCGGGAGAGUUCCCGUUUGGCAAAAGUCGAAGAUAUAUUUCUAUGCAAUGGCCCCACAGUUUCAUGAAGAGCUAAAUGAUAGUGGGGAGGUUGAUAUUGAAACAAUCCCAGUGCAUGAGAUUGAAAUUAGGGAGAAAGAUUUGCUGCCUGUUUUCGAUAGCUCUUGUGUAGUUCAUCCUGGUUGGACUGAUAACCGAGUGUUUGGUGCUGGUAGAUAUUCUGCUUCGUCUUCCCAUGGUGGUAGCAGCAAUGAAAAGUUUCCUCAAGGUUCCAUUGUCUCUCAUGGCUCAUCACUAGAAGCAACAGAAGCACAGAUUGUAUCUUACCCUAUUCUUGCUUCAACUGUAAAUAAUAAAGACAGCAUGAAUAGGCUAACUUGUUACCCUCCUCUCGAUGAAAUCAUGAAUUCUCCAUCUCCAAUUGACCACUCAAUCCCACCCGACCUAACCGUGGCUCGCGGGGUCAAGUCCUUAGAAAGUGACGGUUCGAACCCUGGUUCAAACCGUUCCGACUCGAGCAUGAACAAUAUUGUUGAUGGAUAUGGACACGAUUUCCAAGAAGAAUACUGCAACCCUUCAACUCAGGAAAAAAGAGAAAUUAAUGAAGUUGAUGGAAAAAAUCGCCUCCAUCAGAGGAAUAAAUCUGAGGAAGAUGGUGAUGAUGAUAUGCUUGGUGGGGUGUUUGCUUUCUCUGAAGAAGGCUGAUGGUGAAAUGAAUGUGGGUUUGAUGGUUGUGUAACUAAUUACUGAUUUGAUUUGAGAGGUGAAACUUUGGGUGUUGUUUCUUGUUGGGCAACAAUUCUUGGUUUUCUCUGUUUCUAAUUCUUGUGUACAUGAUGUAUAGUUGGGUAUGAUUCCAUAUCUCUUUUAAAAGUAAAGAAGAAAUCUUGACA
This is a messenger RNA of Lactuca virosa, 3143 nucleotides long. The record is from the annotation of a GenBank genome assembly. Lineage: Eukaryota; Viridiplantae; Streptophyta; Magnoliopsida; Asterales; Asteraceae.